AUGCUUCCGCCGUUGGCGCGAAUCCAUUCUCCUGCAGAUACGAUACCCGUACGACACCUACACCAAUCGAUCGGUAAAUCGAAGAAACCUAUCACAGUUGUGAGAUGGACGCCAGAAGGGAGACGGUUGUUGACCGGAGGACAUACUGGCGAAUUUAUGCUGUGGAAUGGAACGGCUUUCAACUUUGAGACAGUCAUGGACGUGCGUGGACAAAAGGGCGACAUCAAAUACUGGCGACCUAACUUCAACAAUGUGGAGACGAUCGAUGAUGCACAUCACGAUGCCGUACGAGACCUAGCAUGGUCACCGAGCGACACAAAAUUUUUGUCCGCGUCUGAUGAUACGACCCUAAAGAUCUUCGACUUCACCGCACGAACUGCCGACACCGUUCUUACAGGUCAUAACUGGGACGUCAAAUCGUGCGAUUGGCACCCGACAAAAGGUCUUCUGGUGUCGGGGUCGAAAGACCACCAGGUCAAGUUUUGGGAUCCUCGCACCGCUAGGUGCUUGACGACCCUUCACAGCCAUAAGAAUACCGUCACGACUACCCGAUUCUCGCGAGUAAACAGCAACCUUCUCGCUACGUCAUCGCGUGAUCAGACUGCGAGAGUAUUUGAUCUACGUAUGAUGCGAGAUAUCUGUAUUCUCCGGGGGCAUGAGAAGCCUAUCUCAUCUCUUACAUGGCAUCCUAUUCACAGUUCCCUCAUUUCCACAGGGAGCGAGGAUGGGUCAUUAUACCAUUAUUUACUUGAUGAACCCAACCUUCCAUCAGGACAAGUUCCUACAAUUGCCCCGUACGACAGUCCUGAUCCUGCGAAUACCCCAGCACAGGUCAUCUACCCCGCCCAUCGGAUCCAAUAUGCCCACAGUGCCACUAUCUGGUCACUCGACUGGCAUCCUCUGGGUCAUAUCUUGGCGUCGGGCUCGAAAGACAAUUUCACACGCUUCUGGUCUCGAGCAAGACCAGGUGAGACUAGUUACAUGAAAGACAGAUUUCAUAUCGGCGAGGAGGCUGCAGAAGCCCAAGGAACAUGGAGUCGUGGGUUUGGAAGGCGACAGAUGCGUGAAGAGGAAGAGCAAGAGGCACAAGACGAGGCUGAAAGCUUGGUUGACCAGAAGAAUACUACCGCCCAAUCUCUUCCCGGCAUCCAGAUUGCUCCCCCCGGUCUUGGUUCUCUGCAAACAGGAUCUGGCUCAUUGUUACCAGGCAUUGGUGCUCCACAACCUGCACCGCAAGCUGGGAUGUCUGCAUCCAUGCCUCAAAUGGACCCUGGCCGCUUGGCAGCGAUUCUGUCUCAACAAAACCCCUCUCAGCCACAAAAUUUUCCUUCGGCCACAGGCAUUCCUGGAUUCCCCAUGCCCCCUGCUAUGUCAGGUACUCCGCCAUUGAACAUCGACCUUGCGGAGCUACAAAAGCAGCUCCUUUCCCAGGGCAUUUCUCCUCAAAAUUUCGCCUCUUUGGCUGCAUCUCUAGGUUCUGCGGGUCUUCCUGGUCUGCAAAGCAGCACGCCCGAUAACACGUAUCGAAGAUGA
Messenger RNA from Aspergillus fumigatus Af293, 1533 nucleotides. RefSeq names its product WD repeat protein (gene pfs2). Lineage: Eukaryota; Fungi; Ascomycota; Eurotiomycetes; Eurotiales; Aspergillaceae. The coding region runs from base 1 to 1533 and encodes 510 amino acids. Gene Ontology annotation, molecular function: protein binding. The record is from RefSeq and is a predicted model, not a curated record. The transcript is spliced from 2 exons. Gene Ontology annotation, cellular component: mRNA cleavage and polyadenylation specificity factor complex.